This is a messenger RNA of Oppiella nova, 2013 nucleotides long. NCBI's taxonomy places the organism in Eukaryota, Metazoa, Arthropoda, Arachnida, Sarcoptiformes, Oppiidae. The record is from the annotation of a GenBank genome assembly.
GUGAGUCCGAAGCCUUUGGCACUCCAGCCCCUCUUCCAGAGCACGUACUCCGAGAAGCCUCCCGGACCUAGUAAACGUCUCGAACGAGCCAUUAUGGCACACAAAGACACCACUAUUAAGUACCUGCUGAAGGAGAACUCAGAUCUCAAGCAAAUGGUAGACCAGUUGAAGAGAGAGAAGAGGGAACUGCAGCUCAGACUCGACUCAAUCGCAGCGACCAAUGGCUUGAAUGGGACGGAAGGGAUGACUGCGAGUCCGAUGACCACAUCCGCGCCAAUGAAGACAAUGGACACACCGAUGGACACAAUGGAGACACAACUGGAGACCCAAACGGUCAUCGAAAUGGAGUGUGAAAUGGUUGGCCACUCGCAGAGUCAUAGGUGUGGACCUGAGAGCAGAUACACGCGGAAGACGUGCACCGAAAUGGUGGUGAAGUUGUGGCGCGUAUUGAAGACACUGAAGGACUUCCAUAAGAGUCAACAAGAGUUGCACCAAAAGGUGUCGAACCAAAUGGUGUCUGAGUUUAACGUCAAACUCAACGACAAUCGCAUCAAUCAGUUGAUCCAAACGGCAAUCGACGACAAACUCAUUAUCGCCGAAGAGACGGAUGACUCGCAGAUCAGAUAUGUGGCAAACUUUGAUCGGCAACUGUUUGGUCGGCAACGCACUGAUUGGCUGUGCUUUGAGUGCCAUUUGGCGAGUGAGGAUCCGGUGCUGAUUGGGUGCACCACUUGUUUCCGAGCCUUUCAUCUGCAGUGUCUCAAAGUGAAGGUCAACCCCAAUGGCUAUGAAUGCGGUUAUUGCGAGCGUUUGGUCCAAAGGGACACCACUUUGAAAGUGAAUCAAAUCCCCAAAGCAUUGCUCAAUAAAUGCAUUUGUCUUUUGCUGAACAAUCUUGAGCUCAGUUUCGACUCACAGAUGACCACCGAUUAUGAGGUGGACUCGACUCCAAGAGCUCAGGUCUUUGUAUUCAAAGCCAUGCAUUUGGCGACCAUUCGCGAGAAGGCGACGAACGCUAUGUACGACUCGUUGCAAGAAAUGGUGAAUGACUUCAAGCACUUCCUUCACAAUUACAUGGUUUGCGUGGACUCUGAGUUCAAACGAAAGCUCAAAGAAGUGGUCGAAUUGGAUAAGAAGUUCACUCAUGAGGUGAAAGAGUUGACGCUUUAUGUGGACUGUUGUAUGUAUUCGUUGGAAUCGUCAUCACUUGAACACAUCCAACACACCAUCCAUUGCUGCUAUUGGAUCCCAUCAUUGGCACACAUGGAGCCCAUGGACUGUCCCAUCUGUGACGAUGCCUUCACUACUUCUGAGACAUUGAUACUUCACUUACAGACCAAUCAUCCAAUGAAAAAGUGUUAUUCGUGUCCAACAUCUAAAACUGUUGCCAUUUACAAUGGCGUGAAUAAGACAAUUGCGUCACCGCUUCCCAAACACAGCACAGAACUGAACCAAUUAGUGGUUCAGUUGAAUAAACACAUCAACGAGUGGCAGAGUCUGAAACCAAAGUGCAACCGAUGCAAAGAUGUCUGCGAUUGUGAUCGGGAUCAUUACUCUUAUGUAAUACUUGAGUGUGAUUCAGACAAUACGGAUGACAUGACUGCCAUAUCCUUUGAGGAAUUCCUCAAAUGCGUGAGAUAUCCAGGCAAAGGAAUAAAUGACAGAAUCGCUGAUCAUUUCAGACCCUAUCUUGUCUAUGAUGACGACAAACCCAUUAGUGCUCUCAUCCGUGAAAUGGCAGAGAAAAACAAAUCCGCGAUUACUGUCAAGUGUGGCAUUGAUCUCACGGAGAGGGAGGCCUUCAUCGAAGAGACGCUUAUGAUUAACGCAAACGGAUUGCAUAAUCUCUGCAACGUUAUCAAUGGCCAUACAAUCAAAGGUCUAGAGAUGACAGCAGAGGAAAGGCGUCAAUUUGGAUCGACUGUACUCUAUAAAGGCUACCAGUCUUUGCAGAAGAAGCAGUUUUUCGAAAUGACACGAAAUCCAAAUAAAAGACUUGGUAUCAAAAACUAG